AUGGAUUUCCUGCAGGGACAAAGCAUCGAGACCACAGUGGCCGUCGCCGUCGCCGUCGCCGUCGUCGCCAUCGCCGCGGGCGGCGCCUUCCUCCUCCUCCGAUCCAGGAAGCCCAAGGGAUGCUUGGAUCCUGAGAACUUCAAGAAGUUCAAACUUGUUGAAAAGAAGCAGAUAAGUCAUAAUGUUGCCAGGUUCAAAUUCGCUCUUCCAACUCCAACUUCUGCAUUGGGCCUUCCAAUCGGUCAACAUAUCAGUUGCAGAGGACAAGAUGCUACAGGUGAAGAAGUAAUCAAGCCUUAUACCCCUACUACAUUGGAUUCUGAUCUCGGAUAUUUCGAGCUUGUCAUAAAGAUGUAUCCUCAAGGGAGAAUGUCCCAUCAUUUCCGCAAGAUGAAAGUUGGUGAUUAUUUGUCCGUUAAGGGACCUAAGGGCCGUUUCAAGUACCACGUUGGCCAAGUGAGGGCAUUUGGAAUGCUGGCUGGUGGAUCAGGCAUUACUCCAAUGUUCCAAGUUGCCAGAGCAAUCCUUGAGAACCCUAAUGACAACACCAAGGUUCACUUAGUUUAUGCUAAUGUCACAUAUGAAGACAUUCUUCUGAAGGAUGAGCUGGACAACAUGGCCAAAACCUAUCCUGGUCGCUUUAAGAUCUACUACGUGUUGAAUAAGCCUCCUGAGAAUUGGAACGGUGGUGUUGGGUUUGUGUCGAAGGAAAUGAUCCAAUCUCAUUGUCCAGCGCCUGCUGAGGACAUUCAGAUCCUGAGAUGUGGUCCUCCUCCGAUGAACAAGGCCAUGGCUGCACACCUUGACGAGCUCAGCUACACAAAGGAGAUGCAGUUCCAGUUCUAA
Molecule: messenger RNA, 846 nt
Organism: Miscanthus lutarioriparius
Lineage: Eukaryota; Viridiplantae; Streptophyta; Magnoliopsida; Poales; Poaceae
Source: the annotation of a GenBank genome assembly